Ascochyta rabiei is the source of this 1521-nucleotide messenger RNA. RefSeq names its product L-lactate dehydrogenase (cytochrome). Gene Ontology annotation, molecular function: heme binding; L-lactate dehydrogenase (cytochrome) activity. Gene Ontology annotation, biological process: lactate metabolic process. Bases 1 to 1521 code for a protein of 506 amino acids. The transcript has 2 exons. The record is from RefSeq and is a predicted model, not a curated record. NCBI's taxonomy places the organism in Eukaryota, Fungi, Ascomycota, Dothideomycetes, Pleosporales, Didymellaceae.
AUGAACCACGCCAGCAACAACACCCAGGCGGUGAAGCUCACGGGCGAGGACAUCGCAAAGCACAACAGCCGCGACUCGUGCUGGGUCAUCGUUCAUGGUCGCGCCUACGAUGUCACCGAGUUCCUGCCAGAGCACCCUGGAGGCCCCAAGAUCAUCUUGAAGUACGCCGGCAAGGACGCAACCGAGGAGUACGAGCCCAUCCACCCGCCGGAUACACUCGAGAAGUACCUGCCCAAGGACAAGCACCUUGGCGAGGUCGAUAUGGGCACAGUGGCAAAGGAAGAGAAGGAGUUCGAUCCCGAUGAGGAAGCGAGACAAAAGCGCAUUGAGCGCAUGCCUGUCUUGGAGCAAUGCUACAAUCUCAUGGACUUUGAGGCCGUGGCACGACAGGUCAUGAAGAAGACUGCGUGGGCAUACUACUCUAGCGCUGCAGACGACGAGAUUACGCUGCGUGAAAAUCACAGCGCUUUCCACAAGAUCUGGUUCCGUCCACGCGUUCUCGUAGACGUCGAGAAAGUGGACAUGUCCACUACUAUGCUCGGCACCAAGGUCGAUAUCCCCUUCUACGUUACCGCUACCGCACUCGGCAAGCUCGGACACCCAGAAGGAGAGGUUGUUUUGACUCGCGGCGCGAAGAAGCACGGCGUGAUCCAGAUGAUCCCAACACUAGCGUCCUGCUCGUUCGACGAGAUCAUGGAUGCUGCCGAGGGAGAUCAGGUUCAAUGGCUGCAGCUCUAUGUGAACAAGGACCGCGAAGUCACGAGGAGGAUCGUACAACACGCGGAGAAGCGAGGCUGCAAGGGCCUAUUCAUCACAGUCGAUGCACCGCAGCUCGGUCGUCGCGAGAAAGAUAUGCGAUCCAAGUUCAACGAUGUUGGCUCUAGCGUCCAGAGUACCUCGGGGUCAGAAGUGGACCGAAGCCAGGGUGCCGCACGAGCCAUCUCGUCCUUCAUUGACCCGAGCUUGAGCUGGAAGGACAUUGCUUGGUUCCAGAGCAUUACUAAGAUGCCGAUUCUCCUCAAGGGUGUGCAGUGUGUUGAAGAUGUUAUUCGCGCCGUUGAGGUCGGCGUGCAGGGCGUUGUGCUCUCCAACCACGGAGGUCGCCAGCUCGACACUGCGCGCUCCGGUAUCGAGGUUCUUGCCGAGGUCAUGCCAGUUUUGCGUGCACGCGGCUGGCAAGACCGUCUCGAAGUAUACAUUGACGGUGGCGUGCGACGUGCGACAGACAUCAUCAAGGCCAUGUGUCUUGGUGCAACCGGUGUUGGUAUUGGUCGCCCGUUCCUGUACGCCAUGUCCGCCUAUGGUCUUCCUGGCGUUGACCAUGCUAUGCAACUCUUGAAGGAUGAGAUGGAGAUGAACAUGAGAUUGAUCGGUGCCUCGAAGAUCUCAGACCUCAACCCCUCCAUGAUUGACACAAGAGGGUUGAGCAUGCACACUACAUCGGUGCCAGUUGACACACUUGGUCUUAACAUCUACGAUCCGCUCAUCGGACCCCAGGAGAAGGCCAAGGCCAAGCUGUAA